Messenger RNA from Vigna angularis (adzuki bean), 1748 nucleotides. RefSeq lists its product as uncharacterized. Gene Ontology annotation, molecular function: metal ion binding. NCBI's taxonomy places the organism in Eukaryota, Viridiplantae, Streptophyta, Magnoliopsida, Fabales, Fabaceae. Bases 76 to 1548 code for a protein of 490 amino acids. The transcript is spliced from 7 exons. The record is from RefSeq and is a predicted model, not a curated record.
AUCUCGAAAAUUCAAUUUGCAUUUACCGCCAGACGUUUUCGGGUAUCAUCACUCUGAACUCUGAAGAGAAGUGUCAUGGAAGCAGAAGAACACUUUCAACUUCCUCGUCUAUCUCACGAAGUUGCAAAUUCUCCGGUUCAAGGAAUGGAAAGCGUGGUGGCAACGGUUAGCGGUUACCACGGCUCCGAGCGGUUCGAUCUCAUCAAGCUGAUUUCACAUGCCGGCGCCAAUUACGUUGGCACAAUGUCAAAAUCGAUAACGCAUUUGGUGUGCUGGAAAUUUGAAGGAAAGAAAUACGAUAUUGCGUUGAAGUUUAGAAUACCUGUAGUAAACCACCAAUGGAUUGAGGAUUGCAUAAAGGAAGGGAGGCGUGUUCCAGAAGAUUCUUAUACCUUGCAGAGUGGACAUGAAGUAGGGCGAUUGUUACUGGAAGUUCCCGUCACUGUUCGGACCAGUAGGUUGACACAGAAAAAAAUCGUCAGUGACAAGUUACAUGAUACAGGGACUGAAAGGCAAAAACCUAACUUCGGUUCUGGAAUUUCAAUAGCUUAUGUUUUGGAAGAUUCUUGUUUAAUGAAAAAGCAUGAUGAAUCAACUUCAUAUUCGUCUAGACUGUCAAAGAAAGGAAAAAGGAACAUUUGUAACGGUAAGGGAGUGAUUACUCUAGCUGGACCUUCUCGUAAAGGAAGAAGACUUACGAGAAAUCUUGAUGAUGUGGUGUUGGCUCCUUCAAUUUUGGAUUUAAGCUCAGAUGACCACCUUUUUAAAGCGGAUAGACUACAAACAGACGCUAAAGCGACAUCUAGCCUUUCUGGUGGUCUCAAUAAUAACACUAUUCUACAAAAUAGUGAAGGACCUAAUGCUGGAUUAAGUACUGAAAAUAGAAUUAUCGAUGGUGGUUCAGAUGAUAUUGAACAGAUCAAAGAUUCAGUUCCUAUAUCAACGCUUAGAAAUUCAACUUUGUUUGUAGAAGAUGCCCUACGUGUGCCACAAACAUCAAUAGAUUUAUGUUCUAGUGAUGAGGAAAAAUUCACCGAUGGUGAUCAGGUUGAUAAUGGUGCUGGCUUACCUACUUCAACAGAGAUGUCAUGUGUUAUAUGUUUCACAGAUUUCAGCACAACACGGGGGAUUCUGCCAUGUGGACAUCGAUUUUGUUUUCCAUGCAUCCAGAGUUGGGUUGAUCAUAGGACUUCAAUGAGAAAAACAUCAACUUGCCCUCUGUGCAAGGCAAGUUUUGUGAUGAUUAAGAAAGUCGAGCAUGCAGCCACUACGGAUCAAAAAGUAUACUCCCAGACAAUCCCAUGUAACAAUUCAGCCUCAGAAAUUUUUAUCCCCAUGGAUCAAGAAUUACCGCAUACUACCUUUGAGUCUACACAGACGGGAGCUUGUGUAAUUUGCCGUGGUCGGGAACCAGAGGAUCUCCUUGAGAAUUGUGAUAUUUGCCAAAUUCAAAAAAUUCAUUCUUAUUGCAUGGACCCUCCUCUACGGCCAUGGACAUGCAAUCAUUGCAAGGAACUUCGGAUGCUUUAUCGCACUAAUCACUAUUAGUGUGCAUCUUUCCAAGUCCCAAACAUGUUUUCAUUUUAUGAGAGAUGUUGUAAUUUUGGGGAACUUAUUCAUGCUCACAAUUUUCAGCUACAUUGUAGUAAGUUACAAUUUGUUAGUGACUUAAUUCUCAACAAGUGAAAACUUGUAGGACAAAAUCAAUGACAUGUCUUCAUUCAUAGAUAAUAUAAUAGUCUUUUUAA